GCAACUGACGCUAUUAUUGUAACUACCACUGGCUCAGUUUCUUCCGAAGGUAGUACUGCGACUGCCACUGAAGCAGUUACAACUGACGCUACCACAGUCGCAACAAGUGGAUCGGUUUCUUCUGAAGCCACUACUGGAGCUACCACUCGAUCAGUUACAUCUGACGCUACUAUUGUAACUACCACUGGACCAGUUACAACUGACCUCUCUGCUGCAGUGUCCUCUGAACAAGUGUCAGAAAAUGUCAGUAACGAUGCUGCUACUACAUCAUACUCACCUAGAAACAUAACGGCAACUUUGCCAUUGUCAUCAGCUAAUGAUGCCACUUCAUUUCCUACUUCAACAGUUACAAAUUCUGGAACUGAAGGAGCAUUUUUAACCACAGUUUCCAACGAGUUAAGCACGCCAAUCGUAAGUAGCACCGGAGAGGUAAGCGCUGAUGGAAGUUCUUCAACAGCAUCAUUUACAAAUGAAGCUUCUACUGCAUCAACGUCCUCAUCAGUUUCGUCUUUGCCAUCUACCUCGGGAGAUUCCUCGAAUCCGUUUUCAACCACAGUAGCUUCUGGAUUUGAAAUUUUGAAUCAAGUUACAUCAGAAUCGUCUCAUGAGACUUCUACUGCUGUUAGUUCGAGUAGCACUUCGUCUCCGGCAGCGACCGACACAACAUUAGCAGCUACAUCAGUGUCAUUUACAUCAGCUGAUGCUGUGGCAUCUAGUACUGCAUCUUCAGUGCCCAGCGUCACUUCUGUAACUACCACUGAGCCGGUAAUAUCUGAUGCCACUACAUUGGCUACCAAUGGACCAGCUGCAACUUUUCCCACCACUAUAACUACCAAUGGACCAAUCACAAGUGAUGCUACUAUCGUCACUACCACUGGAUCAGUUACAACAGACUCUUCUACUGUAUUAACGUCUGGGCCAGUUACAACUAGCUCCACUAGACCAGUAUCAACUGACGCUGCUAGUGUUGCUCCCACUGGAACAGUAACAACUGACUCCACUCCUGUCACUACCCUAGAAUAUCUUACAACUGACGCCAUUACUAUAGCAACCACUGGACCAGUUACAGCUGGCGCUAUUUCUGCAGCCACCACUGGACCAGUUACAGCUGGCGCUAUUUCUGCAGCCACCACUGGACCAGUUACAACUGAAGCUACCACUCUAGAAACCAAUGGACCAGUUACAACUGAAGUUACCACUCUAGAAGCCACUGGACCAGUUGCAACUGAAAUUACCACUCUAGAAGCCACUGGACCGGUUACAACUGAAGUUACCACUCUAGAAGCCACUGGACCAGUUACAACUGAAGUUACCACUCUAGAAGCCACUGGACCAGUUACAACUGAAGUUACUACUCUAGAAGCCACUGGACCAGUUACAACUGAAGUUACCACUCUAGAAGCCACUAGACCAGUUACAACUGAAGUUACUACUCUAGGAGCCACUGGACCAGUUACAACUGAAGUUACCACUCUAGAAGCCACUGGACCAGUUACAACUGAAGUUACUACUCUAGAAGCCACUGGACCAGUUACAACUGAAGUUACCACUCUAGAAGCCACUAGACCAGUUACAACUGAAGUUACUACUCUAGGAGCCACUGGACCAGUUACAACUGAAGUUACCACUCUAGAAGCCACUGGACCAGUUACAACUGAAGUUGCCACUCUAGAAGCCACUGGACCAGGUACAACUGAAGUUACCACUCUAGAAGCCACUGGACCAGUUACAACUGAAGUUACCACUCUAGAAGCCACUGGACCAGUUACAACUGAAGUUACUACUCUAGAAGCCACUGGACCAGUUACAACUGAAGUUACCACUCUAGAAGCCACUGGAUCAGUUACAAGUGAAGUUACCACUCUAGAAGCCACUGGACCAGUUGCAACUGAAAUUACCACUCUAGAAGCUACUGGACCGGUUACAACUGAAGUUACCACUCUAGAAGCCACUGGACCAGUUACAACUGAAGUUACCACUCUAGAAGCCACUGGACCAGUUACAACUGAAGUUACCACUCUAGAAGCCACUGGACCAGUUACAACUGAAGUUACCACUCUAGAAGCCACUGGACCAGUUACAACUGAAGGUACCACUCUAGAAGCCACUGGACCAGUUACAACUGAAGGUACCACUCUAGAAGCCACUGGACCAGUUACAACUGAAGUUACCACUCUAGAAGCCACUGGACCAGUUAUAACUGAAGCCACUAUUACAGCUACCACUGGACCAGUUACAACUGACAUGGCUUCUGCAGCUACAACUGAACUAGUAUUAGGUGAAGCUACUACUGCAACUACCACUGGAUCGGUUACAACUGACGCUACUCAUAUAGUUACCAAUGCUCCACUUACAUCUGACGUAACUACCGUAGCCUCCAGUGAACCAAUCACAACUGACACCAGCUCAGUAGCCAUUACUUCUUCCAUGUCCUCCAAUGAGCUUAUUUCCACCACCGAAACUACUUCAGCUAAUUCUUCACCGACUUCAGUUGAUUUUACCUCGGUGUUUUCUACUGAGCAAGUUUCUUCUGACUUCAGCAUAGCUCAUACCUCCGAAGCAGCUACUACCGAUAUCGCUUUCUUAGCCACUACUGGAUCUACGUCCACGACAGAAUCGGGUCUUCUGGGCACUACCUCGUCUGUAACCGAUCUCAGUUCUGCCUUUCCUUCAAGUAGUGCUUCGCCUGGUAUAUCUAUAGGCUUGAGCGUCGGAACAACUGCUGCUUCUGUCUCUGCGUCUUUACCCUCGUCUACUGCUGUGUCGCCCGAGGUGGUGACGGCGGUAGCGUCCACCGAAGCAGUCACCGGACUGCUGGGCCGGGACUUCUCGGCGGAGUUCGUGCAGCCGUACGCGGCUGUCGGCGUCCCUGCGGGCCUGGCGCUGACUAACAACGGCUCGUCGCUCCUGACCUGCGUCAUCCUCUGGGGCGCUGGACGCGCUGAAGAAUCUCUGACAGUGGUUGGCGGCGCCACAGUUACAAGGCAUCACACCUACGGGGAGGAGUCGGAAGGACUUAACGUUGCAACAGUGGAGUGUAACAAUGGCGAAACGAGCUUCAUAAAGCAGCCCAGCGUCGAAGUGCAGCAGAUCCUGUCCGGCAUAUCGUUGUCCACUGGCUCUCCAGCCAUUCUUCCCGAGGCUACGUCCGAGAUCAGCCUGUCAUUCGGAGAUUAUGCGUACGUGAACCAGCUGAUAUCAGUGGUGGUCGCCUUUGGAGACGGCACGUCCGAGGACCGUUUGGUGGUCAACACCGACCCGAGGCCCGCCCCGGCCGUGUUCACACACACGUUCCCCUUCAGCCGGCUGGAGAACAGCACGUACACCGUCACCGCCUCCCUCGCCAACGGCGUCAGCAACCUCACCCUCUCCGGAGAGCUGAUCUUCGAGGAGCCGAUCCAAAGCCUUGUGGCCGCCGUCGAUCCUCAGGUCGUCACCUUGGGCGAGGAUGUUUCCCUAGCGGCUGAGCUGGACGGCUUUUCUGUGGUGCAUCUCACAGUCGACUGGGGUGACGGGAACGCCUCAUACGUAACGCAAACCGUCAACGACACAACAGAGAUGUACGCGAGCCAUGUCUACGAGAAUGAAGGCGACUUCACGGUUGAGCUUUCAGCUGCCAAUGCCAUCAGUGAUGUGAACUUCACGAUUCCAGAGACGGUUUUGGUUCGAAGAGCUUUGGCGGGGAAGUUAAGCCUCUCUGCAGAUGAGUUUGUCAACAUCGAGACGGGGACUGCAGUUGAAGUUAUCAGUUUGGAUGGCUCGUUCUCUGGCGUCACCUGCUUGUGGACGUUUGGAGACCGCUCGGGAACCGCGCAAUCAAAUCUGUCACCGCUGACAGCACUAUCCAUUUCGCUGGACACUGCCGGUGUGUCGCCGGGCACCCGAACCUUCUCCGCUAACUGCUCCAACGCGGCCAGCUCCGCAGUCCUGUCUGCCGUCAUGCAGCUGGUGGCGCCAAUCGGCGACAUUUCGCUGGAGCUCUCCUCAGACGCCUCGCUGGCCUCGCAGUCCAACACAUACACCCUCGAUGCGACCGCGGGAUCCGACCUGACCUUCACACUCAGCUUCGGCGACGGCAACGUCAGCACGAUCCGCAACGCGACGAGUCGGGAGGUGGUGGAGCGAGCGCACUCCCUGAUCGGCCAGUUCACCGUCCGCUUCACGGCCUCGAACCCGCUCGGUUCCCGGACCCGUACCGCGCAGCUCGUCGUGCUCGAGAGGAUCGGCGAGCUGACGCUGCGCACCGCCGGCGUGAACCGUCUCACCGGCGAGACGUUCUUCAGCGAGCGCGUGCCGAACGGCACCUACCCGGCCACACACGACGUGAGGGUGUCGGCCAGCCUGUCGGCGGGCUCGAGCGUCACCUACUCCUUCCAGCGUGUCGGCACUGACGUCACCAGGACGAGCCGCCAGCCGGAGCUGACGCUGCGGCCUCCCUCGGCCGGCGCGCACACCUUCCUGGUGACCGCCUCCAACGCCCUGUCGUCGGUCAGUGCCAGCAUCAGCGUCAACCUGCUGGAGCGCACGGCUGUCAAAAGUCUGACCAGCGACAGGCCACACCGUCUCAACGAGUCAGUCCCGCUGACGCUGACCUUUGAGCGGCUCGGCACGGCCACUUGUCUGCUUCUCGACUUCGGGGACGGCGAGAAGGCGCUCUACGGCGCCGACGAGAGCACGUGCCAGAACAUAUUGGAGGACAUCAGCCCGGGAGAGGUGUACUCGGUGCAGGGCGGCGCUGUCUCCACCCCGAUGGUGAUCCUCCACGACUACCCGCACUCCGGCUCGUUCUACGCCAAGGCAACGGCGUUCAACUCGAUCGCGCAGUCAUUCACGGCGAGCACCGUCUCAAUCACAUCGUGGCCCUGCAAUUAUCCAUCGGUGCACAUCGAGGGUUCCGGCGGCACGGUGGACCAGCCGCGCGUGCACACCCGCUCCGACAACGUCCUCAUCAACCGAGAGGUGACGCUCAACUGCCCAGCCUCCAGCUCGGCAGAGUUCGUCUGGACGUCGUCGCUGCUGUCGCGUGUGAGCGAGCUCGAGUACGCGAACACGCCGGUGGCGCUGCCGGCGCUGUCGGCUGCCGGCAGCGGCGCGCUCACCUCGGUGAUGCUGGCGGCCGGCUCCCUGCAGGCCGGCGCGUUCUACAACCUGACGCUGACGGUGACGAUGACGGCAGUGCCCGAGGUGUGGCAGUCGGCCAGCGUGUACCUGUUCGUGCGCCGCGCGCCGCUCAGACUGCGACUGGUCGGCGGCCGCGGCCGCGCCAUCGGCUUCGGCAGCGAGUUCAGCGUGGACGCUGUCUCGCUGUCCAGCGACCCGGACGCCGACAUCCCGGAGGACACGGGGAGCUGGGUGUUCACCUGGCUCUGCUACCGAGAGGGUGAGGCCGAGCCGGACCCGCUGCACGCGCAGACCAUCGCUCUGCCGCAGACAGCCAUCUUCAUCGACGAGACCAACGACGGCGGCGGCUGUUUCGGCACGGGGCCCGGCCGGCUGGCCGUCAGCAACAACACAGGGAGACUGGACCUCCGCUCGGACUUUUCCCCACACAACGUCACCAUCCACCUACUGGUGCUUGUGACGGCCGGCACCAAGACAGCGCGCGCCGUGCAGUCCAUCCGCAUCGAGGAUGGCGACCCACCCUCCACCAACAUCAAGUGUAUGACCAACUGUCGGGAGCUGGCCAGCCCGCAUCGGGAGCUCUCGCUGCUGGGCCAGUGUCCGUCGUGCCAGCGGAGUGUUCUCUUCCAGUGGAAAAUCUACAGGGUGAACGGCUCCGGCCACCGGGAGCCGGUUCCGGACGCUGAGAGCCUCACCAAGGGAGCAGGCCUGGUCUCGCGCGGUCUGGUUCUUCGCCCGUACUCACUGCAACCCAGCACGCGGUACGUGAUGCAGCUGUACGGAAAAACGCCCGGCCUGGCCACGGCGUUCACCGAACAGGAGGUGGUGACCAGCAGCCCGCCGUACGGGGGCACCUGCAGCAUCGACCCGCCCUCAGGUGUGGCCUUCAGUACGGAGUUCGCGCUGCUCUGCGCCGGCUGGCUGAACCCGACCACAGACACGGCCGACGGGCUCACCUACCUGUCGUGGCUGCUGAGCGCCGAGGCGCCCAGCGGCCGGCGCAUCUUCUCACACGGCGCAGAGCCCCAGGGCACGCGGCUCACGCUGCCCGCCGGCAACGCCAGCGCCCAGUUCAGUCACCAGGUGCUGGUGCGCGUGGUGCAGCCGCUCGGCGACUUUCAGGAAAUGACCGUCAGUGUGCAGGUGACGGAGCCGGAGCUGACCGAGGACCAGAUGACGGAGCUGAUCACAGACGCCAGCGACAGCGUGCAGGGCCUGAUGUCGGCUGGACAGACCCAGCAGGCCAGCCAGAUCAUCACCAACAUGGCGCACCAGCUGAACCAGCAGGCCGCCCAGCAGCCGGCCGCCGUCACUGAGGGUCCGAUUAUGAAUGGCACAAACAGCACGACGCCGGCGCCGGCCUCGAACCAGACGACCGUGAGCCCGCGGCAGCAGCGCACCGAGCUCCGCGACAAGUUCGUCGAGGCCAUCACCUCGUCACCAGUCAACAGCCUGGAGCAAUUGGAGACGGCCUCCUCGGCGCUGGGAGCGGCCACCGGAGAGCCGAGUGAGGUAUCGCCGGCCACCACCAACCGUACCCUGGAGUUCGCCGCGCUCAUGUCCAACCAGCUGGUCAGCUUCACGGCCGGACCGGCGGCGCCGCGCGAACAGGUGGUGGACGCCGCCGCCGGUAUUUUGAGUGCCGUCGGUAACGUCCUGACGGCCGCCCAGCGCUCGGCGGGGACCAACGUCACGUCUGAUGCGUCCGGCGGCGCCGAGAGCGGGACGGCCCGCGAGCAGCGUGACACCCUGCGUUCCAUCACACUGCUGGUCAACAACAUCACCAGCGAGCUGACGUCGGGCGUGCUGAAGGCCAUGUCGCCCGGCUCCGAGCCGGUCACCAUCCAGGUGCUGGGGAUGAGUCUGACCUGCCAGCGCGACCUGCCCGAGAGCAUGGACAACAAGACGGUGGAGUCGGACGAGGGCGGCUUCGCGCUCUCCUCGGCCGAACAGAUGCUCGGCGGAAACAUCUCCCUGACCGGCGUGGUGGACAUCAAGUCCAUGUCGCAGGCGGCGAACCCGUUCUCGUGGGACGAGUCGGCGGCCUACAUAAAGACGCCGGUCCUGUCCCUCGCCAUCAGUGAGGAGUCGGGGGAGGAGAUUGACGUCUCGGGCCUCAGCGACCCGAUUGCCAUUCGGAUGAUAAUGGACGAGUCGAACCGGCCUCGGCUCACCCGCGUUCAGCCGUACACCAACGGCGACAGCAACUACGAGACCGUCCACUUCAUCGACAUACGCAGCAACGACAGCAGCAUCCUCUUCCACCUCAAUGCCUCGGACGCGGAGGCCACGUUCAUCGUCUGGGUGGCGCGAGGUCGGCGGGCGGCCGCCGACGACUACGAUGACGCGUUCGUGAUCCCCCACGAGCUGGACGAGAACCACUGGUACCUCAGCCAGGCAGAGCAGAGGAAAGUGGCCACGGAGCGGCUGAAGAUGAGUGAGCAGCUCACGGACGAGCUGCGGCACACCGUGUUCAUCAACAACGAGGCGGUGCGCGUGCUGGGCGGUACCGGACAGUGGAGCAUCGUCGUCAAACAGCAAGUGAACGAGUCCGAGAUAGACGUUCCCGAGCAGACCACCAAGGCGUACGACUACCGCAAGCACUCGACGCCCAGCCCGUGGCAGUUCGCCAACCUGAGCAGCUACUCGGUGCGCAUGGCGACGCCGGCCUGCAAGUUCUGGAACGACACCACCCAGCAGUGGGCCACCAACGGCUGCAAGGUGAGCCCGCUCACCAACACCCACUUCGCGCACUGCCUCUGCAACCAUCUGACGGCGUUCGGCAGCGACUUCGCCGUGCCGCCCAACACCAUCGACUUCGCGGCGGCCUACUCGAACCUGGGCGCCAAGCUGCGCGACAACUUCGCCGUGCUGGUGUUCGUGUGCUGCUGCGUGGCCAUCUACCUGGUGCUGGUCGUCUGGGCGAGACGCAUGGACCGGCGCGACGUCCAGAAGUGGGGAGUGACGCCGCUGAGCGAUAACGCCGCCGACGAGCGCUACCUGUACCAGACCACGGUGUUCACGGGGAUGCGCGGCUCAGCCGGCACCCGGUCGCGGGUCAGUCUGGUGGUCAGCGGAGACAGGGACGACACCGGCGUCCGCCGGCUCACCGACGGAACCUCCCGGGAGCUGAGCCGCGGCUCGGUGGUGCACUUCCUGAUGAGCACGUCCGGCCCGCUGGGUCACCUAGACUACAUCCGCGUGUGGCACGACAACUCGGGUCCGGGCCGCCACGCCGGCUGGUACCUGGACAAGGUGGUCAUCAAGGACCUGCAGACGGACGCCGUUUCGUUUUUCGUCUGUGAGCGCUGGCUGGCGGUGGAUGAGGACGACGGGAUGAUCGAGCGGAUGGUGCCGCGCUCGGGCCGCGAGGAGAUCACCUCCUUCUCUCAGCUUUUCUCCAGCACCACCAAGAAAAACCUCACCGACGGACACCUGUGGGUCUCCAUCUUCGUGCGGCCGCAGCGGUCCAACUACACGCGCGUGCAGCGGCUCUCGGUCGUGAUGGCGCUCAUGUUCCUCACCAUGUGCGUCAACGCCAUGUUCUACAAGACCGAGCCGGCCACAUCCAAGACGCUCAACCUCGGCUUCUUCUCAAUCACCACCUUCCAGAUCUGGGUGUCGCUGAUCGGCUCGGUGAUCGUGCUGCCGCCGUCACUGCUGAUCGACAAAAUAUUCCGGAUGUCGCGUCCUCGCCGCAGCGCCGCCGAGCGCCGUGCCGAGCAGCAGCUGGAGCGCGUGCGGCAGACGUUCGGCGGCGCCAGGAAGGCCAAGAAGAAGCGCUCGCUGCCGCACUGGUGCGUCUACGUGGGCUGGCUGCUGGUGCUCGGCGCCGCCGGCACGUCCGCCUUCAUGGUGUUCUCGUACAGUCUGCAGUGGGGCCGGGACAAGUCGCUCAGCUGGCUGAAGGCGAUGCUGCUCUCCGUGGUGCAGAACGUCUGCUUCAUCCAGCCGGCCAAGGUGUUCUGCGUGGCGCUCGUGUUCAGCAUCCUCUGCAAGAAGCCCGACACGGAGGCCGUGGACGACGAGACCGCCCUGGAGAAGGCGCUGCCGGCCGACGACGAGCAGUUGGUUGGCGGCCGGCCGCGGUCAGAGCUUCACUAG
Molecule: messenger RNA, 9225 nt
Organism: Amphibalanus amphitrite
Lineage: Eukaryota; Metazoa; Arthropoda; Thecostraca; Balanomorpha; Balanidae
Product: mucin-17-like
Exons: 25
Biological process (GO): detection of mechanical stimulus
Cellular component (GO): membrane
Molecular function (GO): protein binding; calcium channel activity
Source: RefSeq, a predicted model, not a curated record